Neurospora crassa OR74A is the source of this 4868-nucleotide messenger RNA. Its product is annotated as C6 transcription factor. NCBI's taxonomy places the organism in Eukaryota, Fungi, Ascomycota, Sordariomycetes, Sordariales, Sordariaceae. Gene Ontology annotation, molecular function: DNA-binding transcription factor activity, RNA polymerase II-specific; sequence-specific DNA binding; zinc ion binding. The record is from RefSeq and is a predicted model, not a curated record. The transcript has 6 exons. The coding region runs from base 756 to 4055 and encodes 1099 amino acids. Gene Ontology annotation, cellular component: nucleus. Gene Ontology annotation, biological process: positive regulation of transcription by RNA polymerase II; DNA-templated transcription.
CAGUCGAUUUCUCAACGGUACCACUGGGUAUCGGAACCGGCACGCCCCUCCGCUAUAAAGUAGUGUACACAGCAAAACCUCUUGCCUUCUUGGACUAUCCAGCCUUUCUAGCGGUUCCACCUCCACGCGGGAUCUUGUCACCUCUUGCGGAUCUACACUGGCUUUUAGACGCUAAGAGAAGGACAGUGUUCAAACUCUUUCCCCUGUCAACAACCUUCCCUUCUUUGUCCAGCGGAGUGAGACCGAGCCAGGUGGAUAGGACAUCCAGAGUUCUUCGACGACGUCCACUUCUCGCAGUUCGUCAGACUGCUGUCGGUUUCGAUCCACCCCAAGUCUUCAACGGCCCUGACUCCCGGCUCGGUAAAAAAUACUCCCCUGACCUUGUACAUUUUGUCAGACACCAGUAUACUACUACCUUGAGCUUCCCACGGUUUUCUAGAGUCUUUUUCUGUUACUUUUGGUUUGGACGUUUAUGCGAUCAAGUCCGACGAAUCGACAAGCCAAGCAGCCCAAACCGACCACCGAAAAUCAAACAUCAGCCCACUACCUCCUUUCCCCUUAUUAUUUUAUCGCCUGUUUGGUGACCGGCUCAAGCGUGGCCCAAGAAGUGUCUUUCGAGUGGGGUCUGACUGUAUCCGAAAGCCCUUGAAGCCUCACACGAACAUGCUGAUCAGGCGAAGGGGUUGUUGAGACGGGUCACAAAUCAGACGGAGGUCAAAUCAGGGACACAACACAGAGUGAAAACCACACGCCGAAUGCAAGUCAAGAGAACAGACAAAGUCAUGGUCGACCAAAGGAACACGAUUUCUUCGGACGCCAGCACAAGUUCUGGUGCCGUCACCGAGGCUGCGAGAGCUCGCCAAACCCGCCCUGCCUCACAACCUUCUAACCCUUCUGGAAACAGUACUAGUACCAACGGAGUAUCACUGAGCGCCGGUGGCUCUAGAAACUCCCCCGAAAUGUACGAAGAUGACUCGCUGGAACUGUCCCAGCACGAUCAUGCCUCUCCUUCGGAAAGCGUAAAGUCCUCGGCCCACGGCCCGUUAAAAUCAGAAUCCGAAGACACACCCGGUGACGCAACAGGGCAUGCCUCGUCCGAACCCCCGACUCUGCCGGUACAGAAACGCCGCAGAGUCACGAGAGCCUGCGAUGAGUGCCGCAGGAAGAAGAUCAAGUGCGACGGCAAGCAGCCAUGCUCACACUGUUCAAUCUACAGCUAUGACUGUACAUAUGACAAGCCGUCUAACCGACGCAGAAAUCCUGCGCCACAGUACAUUGAGGCACUCGAGAGCCGACUUCAGCGUGCCGAGUCUUUGCUGCGCAAGUUCGUCCCGGACAUAGACCUGGCCGACCCUAAUCUCGACCCGGCAAUCCAGCAAGAGUUUCGGGCUAGGGAACAGGCAAGAGCGCGGGCUGCCAAACUGAAAGGCGAAGCCGCCCCAAAAGAGCCCGAGGCCCAGGAUGCACAAAUCAUGUCCAUGAUCGAUGCAAUCGGGCAACUCGACAUGAAGGAGGACGGCGAGUGCGACUUUCGCGGCAUCUCUUCCGGCGCUGUUUUCUUCGGACGCAUGAAGGAGCACUUCAAGGGCCUACUAAGCAACGAACACAGCAUUCCGUUUCUAUUCCGAAAAGCUGAGAAGACCGGCCUCUUCAGUCUCAAUUCUCCCCAAACCACGGCUGGAUCACCUUGGGAAGCGUCAUCUGUACCAAAUGUCUACGAACUACCCCCCUUAACUACGGUCCAAACUCUGUGCUAUUACGCAUUCAGCUGCGCUACUUGCCUUCUCCGGGUUGUGCACAAGCCGACGUUCUACGAAUCACUCGACAGGUUAUACGAGAAGCCCCAAGAUAGCUGGGGAAUCGAAGAACAUAGAUUUUUGGGUCUGUUGUAUGCUGUCAUGGCGCUCGGAACCAUGUACAACAUUGACGAGAAUCCGGGAAAUCCUACGACUCAUCAGGCAGCAAUGGAGGAAGGGAUCAAAUACUACACAUCUGCACGAUUGCUACUGCAAGACAUCGCGGAAUGCCGAGACAUGACCUCGCUCCAGGGGCUUGUCUUCAUGAUUCUCUUCUUACAAGCUUCAUCGAAUAUGAGCGCCUGUUAUGCUUUCUUGGGAAUCGCCUUGCGCUCCUGUAUACGCAUGGGGCUUCAUCGUCACUUGCGGCAUGCCAGGCUUACCCCUAUCGAAGAACAAACCAGGCGGAGGGUGUUCCACGUGGUGCGGCAGAUCGAUAUAUACGUUUCAGCUAUUCUUGGGUUCCCAGUCUUACUCCACGCCGACGAUAUCGACCAACCACUGCCGACGGAGGUGGACGACAAGUAUAUAACCAAAGAUGCGAUACUCACGCCGGAUCCGGACGAACGCCCAUCCUUUCUCCAGGCAUUCAAUGCCCAUCAUAGGCUGAUGGGUAUUUUGGCUCGACUUAUCAAGUUCAUUUAUCCAGUCAAGGGCGUGGAAGAUUGUGCUCUGAAAAGCGACAACGAAAUGGCCACCUACACUAUCAGUUAUGCGCGGAUCAAAGAGAUUGAGCGACAACUACACGAGUGGUUUGACCAAUUACCGCGGUAUUGGCGGCCUGGUCCCGACGACGACGAUAUAGAGGUGAUUCGUGUUCGAACCCUCUUACGCUUCGCAUAUGGCCACGUGCAAAUGAUGCUGUACAGGCCGUUCUUGCAUUAUGUCUCCGCUCGCAUGACAGCAGGCAAGAGAAUCGACGACCGAUACUACAACUGUGCUGCCGCUGGGAUCAGUGUGUCUCGCAACAUUGUCCACAUUGGCUUGGAGAUUCAGAAACAAGCCCACCUGAUCGGGCCGUACUGGUUCCUUCUUUAUACGCAAUUCUUCGCGAUCCUCUCUCUGGUCUACUACGUUCUAGAAAAUCCAGACAAGACCGGGUCCGCCGAGAUCCUUGCGGAUGCCAAAGCCGGUAGGGAUGUGAUAGCCAAUCUGACCCAGAGAAGCUUGGCGGCAGAUCGGGUAACGACCGCCUUGAACACACUCUUCGACCAACUGCCAGAGCAACUCAAGAAUGGUACCCACCGACCUGCACCAACAAAGAAGAGGUCAUACGCCCCUGGAUCCAAGGCGGGCAGCAACUCCAUCUCUAGCCAUGCUCAGACUAUACUACACGAUACCUUGCCUCAGCGGAGAUCCGAUGAAAUUGUCCGUCCACAAAGCGGCCCCGUUCGAAGAGAGACCCAUCACCGCCAUCCCCAGCGAACAACUUCAUUCGACACUGUGGCACUUCACCAGCCUGGCAUGCCUGGUCACCACUUUGCGACGCAGGUUACGGCUUUUCAAGACCUGCUGCCACUAGACAUGAGCAGUAUGACGGGCUCUGACACAAGCUCGAACCCUGGAGCGCCGCCAGUCAUGCACAGACAACAGCAUCAUCGCCAACAGAGCGGCUUCCAACAAGCCCAAACACCUACAACCGGGGCGCUCUAUAAGCUGGAUGCCAUGAUGUUUCCCUCUGGGGACCCUUUCGCCUAUCCCACGCCACUGCUCGACCAAACAGGAGGAGGGGGGCAUCACGCAGUAUCUGGCCAGCCACCGCCACCCAUCUCGGCCGGAUCUGUGGGACCAACGCCCGGGGCCGCCGGACCAGAUAACAUGCAGCUUUACAUGUCCGGCUUCUACGACGACGGCAGUAUUGAAGGACAAGUACUGGGCCCAGUAGCGCCCUACCUGAUGCAACACGGCGGGCCAGAGCCGCCGCACGCUGGGGUUUUGGAUCCUGCAGCGCAAAUGUCCUACACAACAAUGCUGAACUUGCAACUCCAGCAUCAACAACGGCAACAGCAGCAACAGCAGCAACAGCAACACGGGCAAGAUGGAAGACCGGGGUCGGGACCAGGGCGGGGACAACAACAACAACAACAUCCGAGUAUGCAUCAGCGACAUGCAAAUCAGUCACAUCAACAUCAGCACCCGGGACUUCAUCAUCAGCAGCGACACCAGCAGAGCGAUAUGAUGGAGGGAAUUUUUAGGGGCGAAUGGGAGGAUAUCCUUGGGGGUGGAGGGGCGCCGCCAGGGGCUGGGGGAUACCGAUGAUUUAAACACAAGGAACAUAGGGGCGGCUUGGUCGGUGGACGACAUGAAUGAAGAAUUGAGCUACGUCCAGGAUUCUAGCUUGGUGACAACUUGGCUGCGUUGAAAAGACCAGCAGAUCUUCCGCCACUGAGUCCCCAGUCAGGCAUUCUUAUCAGAAAAACAAACCACCAACUUGGCAAAAUCACGAAAUUUAUCACAAAUCUGAAGAGAUGGAGAGCAUGGCAAUCAUGCAGAUAUCGCCUAUGCCAUUUGAGAUGAAGAAGAAAAUCAGCUUGUGUAUGCAAGCUAGGUGGUAUCAGGGGGAGCAACAGCGCCCCGGCGGUAUCACCACCGAGCGAAAUGGAUAGAUCUGAUCUUCUCCAAUCUACUUUGAAAUCAAUUCACUAGGCGGGAUCGUGGAGCACGCUAGCACCAAGACGGUGGGGCCAGAACAACAGCGGACUUUUACGGCGCCGAAAGAAGAGCGGCAGAGUCAUAGGAGGGAUAGAACGCGGACGAGAAUAGAGGAUUACGAAGGAGGAAGGACGACAGGCGGCAUGAAAAACUAUUCAGUCCGCCAUGCGUGAAUGAUAGGCACAGCCUAGUACAAUGGCGGUGAGGAUGCGGUUCUGAUACCCGGCUUCUCAUAUCAGCAUAAUACAGUCGAAGGGGUUUCGAUCACUUCAAAAUUUCCUCACGGAGUUCUUUAGGUACCAGUUCGUAUCUGGAGAGUUUGUAUGGGAGUCAUGAGUAAGGAACAGGAAUACAAAGAGAAAAUAUAAAUACCUAAUCACAACUAUCGUAUUCUCGAUUAUUCAACUCAAAAUGGCGCUG